AUGGGGCGGCCCGGUGCUAAGCGGAACAUCGACCAAGUGGACCUCACUGUUGACGACAGAGACACUACUCCGCAGAGGAAAAGAGCAACGCGUCCUAGUAGCAACCCAACUGCUACUACGACUACCACUGGCCAACGAUUCGGCGAGAGUACCGAGUUCGUGCCGCUCAGCCAGUCCUCUCAGGCCAUUAUCCUGGAUGGAGAGGACGACGCGGAAGCCGAGGAUCUGGUCCAGGGAAGCCAGGAUGAUUCCUCCUAUGUUAGCUUCAUGCACUACGGGAGCCUGCGAACCAAGAUCGUGGGCGUCCGGUACUACAAUGGCUACGCGACUGUUGGCGAACAUGUGCUGCUGCAGCGUGAGCCUAGUAACCCGUAUGACCGGAAUGCGAUCCAGGUUUUAAACGUCAUGGGGAAUCAAAUUGGUCAUAUUCCCCGAGAUGUAGCUGCUCGAUUGGCAAUGUAUAUGGACUCGAAGUCGCUGUUUAUCGAAGGCAUGUUGACGGGAGAGAUUGGCUCGUUUACAUGCCCGAUUAUGCUGAAGCUGUACGGUACCAGUCAUCCGGAAGAGCGGCAGCGGCUGAAGCGCAUGAUGAUUGAUGACCGGCUUCCCCUGACCGAAUUCAAUCGGUGGGAGACUCAGGAGCGCAAACAGCGCGAGCGGGCGCAGAAGGAGGCUGCCAAAAAGGGACGCGGUCUGGCGUCGGGCAAUGGGCAGCAGUGGGAGGCCGGCGUCAACCCCAUGUAUGCUAACCUUUACGCGGGUGACGGUCUCGGUCAGCCUGGGGAGAGUUUGGAAGACAUCAUUGGUCAGAGCAGCACCUUUAAUCCUCGCGAUAUUGGCCAGGUGACGGAGAAUUUCGGGUUGAAUGAGGCGGACUUGGUCAAUAUGCCUAUGGCAGAUACCCCCGCAGCGCUGUCUACCGAGCUUCUUCCGUACCAGCGGCAGGGACUGGCCUGGAUGAUCGAAAAGGAGUCUCCGCAACUGCCUGGGCCUGGUUCUCAGGACGUGGUGCAGCUUUGGAAGAGAGCUGGAAACAGAUUCACCAAUAUCGCCACCAACUACUCCACGGCUAUUCCACCCCCUCUUGCAAGUGGUGGUAUUUUGGCGGACGAUAUGGGUCUGGGCAAGACAAUUCAAAUCAUCUCAUUGAUUUUGGCCAACUCUCAGCCAAAAACCCCGGAGUCAUCAAAGACGACUUUGAUCAUAGCACCUGUCGGAGUCAUGAGCAACUGGAGAAACCAGAUCAAAGACCAUACGCGCAGUGAGAGCACGCCGAGUGUGCUCAUCUACCACGGUGCUGGGAAGAAAGAGGCUGCAAAACUCGACGAGUAUGAUGUGGUAAUCACGAGCUACGGUGCUCUCGCUGUGGAGUACAACCCGAAUGCCAAAGCAGCGCCUAAGAAGGGACUCUUUGCCGUUCAUUGGCGUCGUGUCGUGCUCGACGAGGGGCACACAAUUCGAAACCCCCGAGCUAAGGGUGCGCUGGCUGCUUGCAAUCUGCGCUCGGAUUCGCGUUGGACCUUGACCGGCACGCCUAUUGUGAACAUUUUGAAGGAUCUGUAUUCCCAGAUUCGCUUCCUGAGACUGACCGGUGGCUUGGAAGACAUGGCGGUCUUCAACAGUGUCCUCAUUCGCCCUCUGACCUCUGACGAUCCAAAUGGCCGUCUCCUUCUCCAGGCACUGAUGAGCGCUAUAUGCCUGAGGCGAAGGAAGGACAUGGAGUUUGUCAACCUGCGCCUGCCGGCCCUCACCUCGCGUGUGCUGCGCAUCAAGUUUCAUCCUCAUGAACAAGAGAAAUAUGACAUAUCCGAAGCGAAAGGGAUGCUUAUGGACUUCAAGUCCAGAGAGAAGGGAGGCACCACGUAUUCUCAUGUGCUUGAGGUCCUUCUCCGUAUGCGUCAAGUUUGCAACCAUUGGGCGCUCUGUAAACACCGCAUCGACGCCCUCGCGGGUCUACUGGAGAAGCACAAGAUCGUCCCAUUGACCCCGGAGAACAUUAAAGCCCUUCAGGACAUGCUGCAACUCAGAAUCGAGAGCCAGGAAAUGUGUCCUAUUUGUCUCGAUACGCUAGAGCAGCCCGUUAUCACCGCUUGCGGCCAUUCCUACGACCGAGGGUGCAUAGAGCAAGUCAUCGAGCGACAGCACAAGUGCCCCCUCUGCCGCGCCAAUAUCGACGACACCUCCACCCUCGUCGGCCCCGCCGUGGAUCUCGGCGAAAGCGCUGACGACGACAUCGUCGCAGACCCAAACAACCCAAGCAGCAAGAUCGAAGCCCUGAUCAAGAUCCUCACCGCGCAGGGCCAAGCCCCGACACCAAAACCGUCGUCUUCAGCCAGUGGACCUCAUUCCUUACCCUCGUCGAGCCUCACCUGCAACGCCACGGCAUCGGAUACGCCCGCAUCGACGGCAUUCUCCAAGGACCCAGAAUGCAAGGUCCUCCUCGCCAGCCUGAGCGUCUGCAGCGUCGGCUUGAACCUCGUCGCGGCCAACCAGGCCAUCCUGGCCGAUAGCUGGUGGGCCCCUGCAAUCGAGGACCAGGCCGUCGACCGCGUCUACCGCCUCGGCCAGAAACGCGAGACAACCGUCUGGCGUCUCGUCAUGGAAAACACCAUCGAAGACCGCGUGCUGGAGAUCCAGGACACCAAGCGCAAGUUGAUGCUGGCGGCCUUCCGCGAGAAGGAUAAGAAGGUCGACGAUAGGGCUACCAGGAUCACGGAUCUGGAAAAACUCCUUACUUGA
Messenger RNA from Aspergillus novofumigatus IBT 16806, 2739 nucleotides. RefSeq names its product putative SNF2 family helicase. Gene Ontology annotation, molecular function: ATP-dependent chromatin remodeler activity; ATP binding; nucleic acid binding. The record is from RefSeq and is a predicted model, not a curated record. The transcript is spliced from 4 exons. NCBI's taxonomy places the organism in Eukaryota, Fungi, Ascomycota, Eurotiomycetes, Eurotiales, Aspergillaceae. The coding region runs from base 1 to 2739 and encodes 912 amino acids.